This is a messenger RNA of Neltuma alba, 2213 nucleotides long. RefSeq lists its product as uncharacterized. Bases 225 to 1979 code for a protein of 584 amino acids. The record is from RefSeq and is a predicted model, not a curated record. Lineage: Eukaryota; Viridiplantae; Streptophyta; Magnoliopsida; Fabales; Fabaceae. The transcript has 11 exons.
UUUCUGUUCACUCUGUUCGAGACACAAAUAUAAAAGAAGAAGCUUUUUUUGCUGAAGCGGGGAUUUGCGUUCCUGGGUCUUUUCUGCUUUCAAGUUUCCCGCUUAGCUUCUGUUUACGAAUUUAUGAAUUCUCUUUCUCCUUGAGAGAGACUUUGUCUAACAAGAGUCGGAUAAAGUUAUAUUGCAUUGUAUUCUUUCUCGUUUUCCGGGAAAGUGGAAAGCAGAUGAAUACCAGAGCACGAACCAGUACAACCACCACCUCCAGCCUUCAGGCAACCAAAGCUUCUUUAAAUGAUGAAAAUAGAGGUAAAAUGGAAUCUCGAGGGAGCAGAGUAAUGGGUGCCCAGAAAACCUUGAAAAAUGGACGUCGAUCGAACAGAGAAAGGAAAAUGGCCUUGAUACAAGAUGUAGAUAAAUUGAAGAGAAAGCUCAGACACGAAGAAAAUGUUCACAGAGCCUUAGAAAGAGCAUUUACGAGACCUCUGGGAGCUCUGCCUCGUCUUCCUCCAUAUCUUCCUCCUUAUACAUUGGAGCUUCUUGCUGAAGUGGCAGUAUUGGAGGAGGAGGUGGUACGACUAGAAGAACAGGUUGUGAAUUUCAGGAAAGGUUUAUAUCAGGAAGCUGUGUACAUUUCCUCUAAGAGAAAUUUGGAAAAUUUGAAUGAUUCAAUUGAGCCAAACUCAAUCAGGAGUUCCAAACACCAACGAUCAAAAUCUUUGUCCCAAAGCGAGUUUAAUUUAACAACACCGGCUAGGCUUCAACCUCCUAUUUCCAGAAGUGCUUCCAGUAGGAAGCUAUUAUUUUCAGCUGACACUGUGGUGUCUGAUAACACCACUGGGAAGCAGUUACAUAGAAAACAAAACUCAAUCUCAUCUAUUCCAGAAGAAGGACGAGGCAAAGAGAAUUUAACGUUUAGUAACGCUGUUAUGAAGGACAAGCAGACUCCAGAAAAGAAAACAUCCAAAGCCAGCACUCCAGUGAAGAAAACUCCCGUCAAACAAGAAUCGGCAGAGAAGUUACAGCAGGAGUGGAGAUUAACAUGUCAAGAAAGAGCAAAUGAUAGAGCAUCAGAAGUUGACAUGACACCAAAUGGAAUAUCAGAAGAUAUUGUGAAGUGCUUGUGUAACAUAUUUAUAAGAAUAUGCACAUCCAAGGACAGAUUAGGAGAACUCAGUGAUCCUUACGGCAUUAAUUUCCAAUCCGAAAAGAGAGAUAUUGGUCCCUAUAAAAAUCUAUGUGAAGUUAAAGCGUCCACGGUUGAUUUCAACAGAACAACUAAUGCAUUGUUUCUGAUCCAUAGACUUGAAUUCCUACUUGGGAAGCUUGCUUCUGUGAAGUUGAAGGGUCUUACUCAUCAUCAGAAACUUGCGUUCUGGAUAAACACUUAUAAUUCCUGCAUACUGAAUGCAUAUUUACGGCAUGGCAUACCAGAGAGUCCUGAAAUGGUUGUAAUGCUAAUGCAAGAGCAGGCAACAUUAGUAGUGGGAGGCCAGUUGCUCAAUGCAAUUACAAUAGAGCAUUUCAUUUUGAGACUACCUUAUCACCUGAAGUUUUCAUGCCCGAAAUCAACAAAAAACGAUGAGAUUAUCGGUAGAAGCACAUGUGGACUGGAAUGGUCCGAGCCCUUGGUUACAUUUGCACUCUCGUGUGGAAGCUGGUCUUCACCUGCAGUGAGGGUGUACACAGCAUCCCAAGUUGAAAAUGAGUUAGAAGCAGCAAAGAGAGAUUAUUUACAGGCAGCAGUUGGCAUCACAAACACGAACAAGGUCAUAAUCCCAAAGUUGCUGGACUGGUAUUUACUGGACUUCGCAAAGGACUUAGAAUCUUUAUUGGACUGGGUUUGCCUGCAACUUCCUCAUGACCUCAGAAAUGAAGCAAUAAAGUGCCUUCAGAGAAGUGGAAGAGAGCCUCCUGUCUCUCAGCUGGUACAAGUAGUACCCUACGAGUUCAGUUUCAGGUUGCUCUUGCACCAUUCAUGAGAGUUUUAGAUUUCUUAGACUUUGAUAUGGUCGGUUUGUAUAUUUCAUAGUUUUACCUUGAUAUUUUUCUUUUUUUGGGUUUUUUUCAACAAAGAAAGUACAUAAACAGAAGCCAGUGUAAAUGUUCGUUGUAAUUGAGUCGCUAGCAAUUGGCAAUACAACAGUGUUUAGAGGUGACAAGUUGGGAGAACCAAUUUGGCAUACUAGGAUAAAUUUAACUCCUUUAAUCAUUUA